GAAGCCUGACGGAGAGAGGCAGAGCCGAACAAGACGCAGAGCAGGAGGCCUCAUGUGUUUUACCUCUCGUGAUCUAUUUUCUUCUUCUCACUUCCAGGACUGUGCUUCACAUCUUUUUGUUUAAUUGUUAUUUGUACUAUUUUUUUUUUACUCAACAUCUGUCGAAGAUGCAGACAGUUUUACUCAGGCUGAUUUUUUGCAGCAAAAACCUCUCCUGAAUGUGUUCAACAGCCAACUACAUUCUCCCUUUGAGGAGAACCUGUGAGGCAGUGGCUACUCCAGGACGGCUGUGUGGGGGAGUGUCCAUGCCAACUAAUUUCCCUGCAGUCAGGCCAAAUGGACCGACACAGGACACAGAGAUGGAUGUGGCUUGGCAGGAGUUAAUGGCCAUCACAGAGUUACAGGAGUUUGAAGUCCCAAGUGAAGGUUCCUAUGAAACAACACAGUGCCAAAGCAUGAACCUUGCAGGAGAGUAUGGAAUGCCUGUGUCCCGGUCCGAGCCCGCCCCUGCUGCGUGUGGACUGAGCACCGUUGACACCUAUGAGGGAUGUUACGCUGAAGCAGCGCCCGCCUGCCAUCGUCUGGAGAGUAACACAGAACCAAUGUAUGGAACCUCUGAAACUCAGAUGAGCCAAAGAAUGCUGCCCAUGUCCUCUCAUCCUCAGCUGUCUCUCAUGAACAUGUCAGGUACCAGCCAAGCGCACAGGAGGACCAACAGCGGUCUGUCUCAGGGCUCAAACCGGCACAUGCUAUGGACUACACUUGAUCAAAGUGGACACGCUCGCUCAGCGGACGAUCUUGAGUCUGACUCUGGUCUCUCUUUGGGGUCCAGUCCCCCACUGGCCUCCCCAGUCAACCCAGUUGGCAGCGCACCAGGUUACCAGAGCGCAGACGUAGCCAUGACAUACAGCGAUGGAGAACCAGAGAGCAUGGUCGAGCAUGCCAGAAGGGCGCAGGUUCACUAUUCAAUGAACUACCAGUCUCAGGCUCCCUCAUAUUUACACUCAGGCCCACAUACAUCUUAUUUUUCACCUCAGCCGAGUUUUUCUCACUCACAGCCUUGCCCUCUGACCUCUCGUGCAGCAAGGCAGCAGGGUCCAGCUCCUGCUCCAGUAAGCAACCUGUACAACGGUGCAAUGACCAGCAGGGGGAGCUCACAGCACAAGUUCUCAAAACCACAAGGCGGCGUUUCUGCUGCUGCUGCUCCACUGAGCAGGGAUGAGCGACGGGCCAUGGCCCUGAAGAUACCUUUCCCCAUGGAUAAAAUCAUCAACCUGCCCGUGGAUGACUUCAAUGAGCUCCUGACACAGUACACUCUGACGGAUACUCAGCUCGCACUGGUCAGAGAUAUCAGACGGAGAGGGAAAAACAAAGUGGCAGCUCAGAACUGCAGGAAGAGGAAGCUGGAGAGCAUCGUUCACCUUGAGAGAGAACUGGACCAGCUGCAGGCCCAAAGAGAGCACCUGGCACAGGAACGACACGACUUCCAGCGGAGCUUAACUUUUGCCAAAUGUCGUCUAACGGACUUGUACGCGGAAGUGUUUUCACAUUUACGAGAUGAAGACGGACAGCCUUAUUCAAUAGAUGAAUAUUCUCUGCAACAGACACCUGAUGGCAAAGUGUAUCUGGUUCCCCAUACGAUGGAAAGGAGAGACCAUUGAAGUGUCACGUUCUGCAUGUAAUACUUGUUAUUCAUGUACCAAUGAACUUGUGCUCUUCAAAAUUACAUAGACCACACCAGAUUGUAUCAAAAAUACUUUAUUAAAAAAAGGUUAAAAAAAUGUUUAUAAAAAAACCACUGCACGGCAGUUUUAUGUUAAAAAAUUAGCAUAUUUCAGCUGACCUGGGGGAAGAAAAAGAGAAAUGUUAGUUUAUAUAAAAAAAGUUUUAAUGAAUAAAUUGAAGAAAGAAAAAAAAAGUCUGUACCUGACUGAGCCAUUGUCACUGAAAUGAUGUCAGUUUUGGAGACCUCUUGGCAUUGCCUGGGGAGGAGUGGCACAAUGUUAGUAAUAAGUACUCAAUAACGCUCGUCUAAUAAUGUGAUUGCAUGCAACAUUACGUUGGACCUCAAAGAACAGUUACGGAGGCCUUCUUCUUGUCCCCAUCAACAUUGGCACAAGUCAAAUUUUUAACAGUUACAUCAUUACUGUGCUACAAAACUCACUACCAGCUACAUGGCAAAGCAAGAUAUACAC
Molecule: messenger RNA, 2195 nt
Organism: Cololabis saira (Pacific saury)
Lineage: Eukaryota; Metazoa; Chordata; Actinopteri; Beloniformes; Belonidae
Gene: nfe2
Product: nuclear factor, erythroid 2
Exons: 4
Coding region: 219-1661 (480 amino acids)
Biological process (GO): regulation of transcription by RNA polymerase II
Cellular component (GO): nucleus
Molecular function (GO): DNA-binding transcription factor activity, RNA polymerase II-specific; RNA polymerase II cis-regulatory region sequence-specific DNA binding
Source: RefSeq, a predicted model, not a curated record